Haliotis rufescens (red abalone) is the source of this 4424-nucleotide messenger RNA. RefSeq lists its product as uncharacterized. The coding region runs from base 137 to 3208 and encodes 1023 amino acids. The transcript is spliced from 12 exons. Lineage: Eukaryota; Metazoa; Mollusca; Gastropoda; Lepetellida; Haliotidae. The record is from RefSeq and is a predicted model, not a curated record.
GCAUAUCACGAGGCCGUCACACACUGCAUGUGAAGUGUUGUAUCACUAGCGACGCGGUGUCCGCCAUUUUGGUUGAUAUGUACUGUUUUUAGAGGAUAUCUAUUAGCGCCAAGGCAACCUGGGUGAUGGUUGAACAAUGCUGAGACUCUGUGCACUGCUGGUGACAACCUUCAUGGCUGUCCAAGGCAACAUAGAUUGUGAGAGGGGGAAGUAUGGCGAGCACUGCAACCUAACUUGUCCACAGAACUGUGCACUUGUUCAACCAAGUAAUCUUCAGUUCUGUACUAGACACACAGGGAAGUGUUCUGAGGGAUGCCAGCGUGGUUGGCAUGGAUAUCUGUGUAAUCAAAACUGCAGCGUCAACUGUCUAAACACGACAUGUAACCAGCAAACUGGGCACUGUACACACGGCUGCAAUGGUCAAAAUAGGGGAGAUUUUUGCAACAUUACUGGAGGCUGUGGUCGUGGCUGGUAUGGCGAUCUGUGUCAACACCCCUGCAGCAUCAACUGUGUGGAGGAAAGAUGCCACCACACAACUGGAGUCUGUAUACUUAGCUGCAAUGAGACUAAUCCUGGAGACUUUUGCAACAUUACGAAAGGAUCACAAAUGGAUAUACACAACAAUGAAAAAGCAAAGAGACUGGCUGUCAUACUGGUUCCUGUGUUCCUGAUUGCCAUUAUCGCAGUCUUCGUCACAGUCAUUGUGCUCCUAAUAUGGCGAAGACGGAAUAAAAGACCGCAAGAUACGAGUGAUGCAUUCAUCAGGCAACCUCAGGCAACCAGUGGAGACACAGAUGAAGAAGGAGAUGCAGUGGAGAUGGAGCCGCUGAUAAACUCUGGCGUCAUGAGUGAAGAUAUAAUGGACAUGGAGAUGUCAAAGGCAGGAGAAGCCUUCGUCAAAACUGAAACAUACAGGCGAGUGAAGCAAACGUUGAAAGAACAUGGACAUGUGACAUUGAGUGGGUUUGCAGGUGGAGGAAAGACUGCUAUUGCUUCACAGUUAUUGAAACACUGCAAGAAGAGAGGAUUUCUGAUUGUUCAUGUAACUGAUGUUUGUAAAUUUAUGGUGCAUGAUAACUUAGUUGAAGGAAAAAGCAUGUGUUUCAUAUUUCAUGACAUAUUCAAGACGGUGGAUUUGACAAGAGACAUGUCCAAUCUUCAAAGCAGUUUGCAUCAACUCAAACAAAAGGUCAACACAUCUAUUGCAGAACAAGAUAAGAAAAUAUAUGUGAUAGUAACUGCAAAUACCUACAAUGUUAAAGUUGACAUAUCAAAGCUUGGGGAAGAAGGAGUUUAUUUCUUUACUGGUCCGUCUUUCCACGACUUCAACAAAUUGUCAUGUCAGUACACACCCGAGGAGAAGAAGCAGAUAUUUGAAAGCUGUUGUCAAGGUGUUGACAACACUCUCGAUUUGAAAAAGAUUUGUGAAUUUGAACAAUCAACGUUAGGUUUUCCUCAAACGUGUAAACUUUUUUGGGGCUGGAAACCUUUUCGAAAGUAUCGUGAAGAUUUUUUUGAGAAACCCUUUCAGUUUCUUCAACAAGAAAUGAAAACAAGUCUUGAGCAAAUGGACAAUCACUCAUCAGCACUUAUCCUCAUGUUUCUGUGCGAAGAUUCACUUAAUUUGCAGCAAGUAGAACAACCUUCUAAAAACAAAGUUUUGGAGUGUCAGUUUACAAGAAUGCAAGAUGUUGUAACCUUUUCAACACGGACAGCAGUCGCCAAUGCUGCCAGAGAGUUUGGUGGUGUUUUCUUAAUCAAAGGAGACAUCACAGGAUUUGCACACCCAACCAUCUAUGAUGCCUGUGCUUGUGCCUUAUUCAGCCUCAAUCCAUCCUUAGUCUUGGAACAUUGUCAUUUAAAGUUUCUUCGUGAGAACGUGCAGUAUGAUCAACAUCUUGACACUUCCACUGUGGACAGUUAUCGACCCAUUAUUCACGUAUCAGACGUCUACACUGACGUCAUUGCUAAAAGAUUAGAUAGGAUCAAUGACGAUUCAAUGACGAAGAUGCUACAAAAUGGAGACACUACAUCUGGUGUCAUGAGUAAAGCUUUGCUUGACAAAGAGAUGGGUAACACUGCAAAGGACUUUGUGAAAACUGACAUAUACAGGAAAGUGAAGGAGACAUUGGAGAAACACGGACAUGUGACGAUGAGUGGUGCCGCAGGUGGAGGCAAGACAGCUAUAGGGUUAACCUUGGGGAGACACUAUCAAAAGGAAGGCUUUGACAUAGUUUAUGUUGUUGAUAUUUCUAAAUUCAGCGUGGACGAUUAUGCAAUCAAUGAAACGAACAUGUGUUUCAUAUUUCACGACAUCCUUAGAACGAGAGAUAGUUCUAAUCUGAGAACCGUUUUGCAACAACUGAAGCAGCACAAACUGCAGAAUGAAAAGAAAAAGAAACUGUAUGUGAUAUUCGCUGCAAACACUUACAAUGAAAAGGAUGAAAUAUCACAGCUUGGGGAAGAAGGAGCCUUUUUCUUUAGUGGUCCGUCUUUCCUCGACUUCAACAAGUUGGCUUGUCAGUACACACGCAAGGAGAAGAAGCAGAUAUUUGCCAAUCUAUGUAAAUAUGUUCACAACGAUCUCGACGUGGAAAGGAUUUGUAGUUUCGAACAGUCUAUAUUAGGCUUUCCUCAAGCAUGCCAAUUUUUUGUUUGUUUUCCAAAUUUUCAAACCCAUCGGGAAAAGUUUUUUGAGAAACCUUUCAAUUAUUUAAAGGAAGAAAUCGUCUCAAUUCUUGACGGUGAGAAUGAUCAGUCAGCCGCACUUGCCCUGAUGUUUCUGUGUGAAGGUUCUCUGAACUUGCACCAAGUGGAACUGCCAUCUGACAACAGGGCUUUAGAGGAUCAGUUCACGACAAUAAAAGACACUGCACGUAUUACAACGCGUACAGCUGUUGCUAUGGCUAUCAGGAAGCUUCGUGGUAGCUUCUUCACAAAAGGAGAUAUAACAGGAUUUGCACAUCCUGCCAUCUAUGAUGCGUGUGCUUGUGCCUUGUAUACGAACCACAGAGCGUUCGUGCUGAAAUACUGCAGUGUCAAGUUCCUUUGUGAACAUGUGCAGACGGAUUCCACUGUUGAUGAUGAGCGUCAACCAAUGAUCUUUGUCUCAAAAGCCUAUGUUGUUGAAAUUCAAAAUCGUUUGGAAAAAAUGACUCCCCAGCAUCCUUUAUACAACACCCUUAAGAAAGUGAUCCAGGCAAAAUAGGCUGAGUGUAGCAAUGAUUACAAGCAAAGAUAUUUGAAAGUCAUUAACUAUGUUGCUAACGGUCUGAUAACUGUGAUGUUUGAAAAAUAGUGUUUCAGACUGUUAAAAAGAAAGACAUUGCCUGCCACAGAAUUAACAUGUUGCAAGGUGUUUUUCUUAAAAUAAAUUCAGGUUUAAAUUUAUCCGUUUUUAUAGCUGUAGAUUUGCGUUAAAAAGGUGUGGGUAUCCUGAAGUGCAGACUGAAACAUAUUUUCUGUCUAAAACCAAAAACCUAGCACCAACAUAAUAUUGGAGGAACGGUACAAUUAUUCGUGCUUACAUGGGACACUCUUAGUCAUACACGACCUAAUGUGACCGAAAAGGUGUACGAUACAAUAAGGUAUAAAUCAAGGAGUUUAAGAGUUGGGUAAAGUUAAGAAUUAGCAUGUAUCUAAAUACAUAAUCGAUUGAAGUCAAUAUGCAAUUCACUAUCAUAACAGGACUAUAUGUUGUAUUCUGUCACUUGUAAUCGGGGUGACGAGUUUUUAUAUUUCUGACACCACGAACAAACAUGAACGGUAAUAUCCGGGGAAUUAGAUGAAUCGGUUCUCAAAAGAGGCAUGGUCUUAUAAACGAAUUUGUAACCUGUACUGCACCAUAACAAUAUCUCAAACAUUUUAUUGUGCUUAGCUGUCAACAGACUGAGGCACGGGUGGUCCCGCGCGUCUGAGGCGCGCAAUUAGCUGUGCGAUUUUGCAAACCUUUUCCACGACAGAAACCUGUACUUACUGGUUUCUAGGUUUUAAACACCAUUAACUUGCUCGUGGGUUUCAUUUGAGACCUGCAUUAUGUAGGCGUUUCCACCCAUUUUACGCUGACACGCCGUGAUGUAACUGGAAAAAUGCUCAAAGCAGCGUUAAGCCCAACUCAGUCACUCACUCAAUAUUCAACUACCAGCAUCUAACGUAAUUGUCUGUCCUGAGUCAGACUGAUCUCUAUACAAUUAAAGAGCAAUGUCAAUGAAUGUAACCUGUUUGAUCGUUAUUCUGUAUGUACAUCUGGCUAUAUCUUAUUAUCUGUGUGUUUCUUGUUAUCAAUUACGCAUUAUUGUUAAUGUCAAUCUUCUGCUUGUCACGCCAUAUCAUGCAUAUACCCAUCAUUACUUUGCGUGAUAACUGUGUAAGAAUCUACAUGGAAACGUCACUACAUACAAUAAACCAGAAAUUGUUUUCCACAA